Symbiodinium sp. CCMP2592 is the source of this 639-nucleotide messenger RNA. The record is from the annotation of a GenBank genome assembly. Lineage: Eukaryota; Dinophyceae; Suessiales; Symbiodiniaceae.
GUCAAAGUCGACCCGCGCAUCUUCAGCAGGUCUGCUGGUUUGGCAACGCGCUCGCAACCAAGGCACGGAGAGGAGUAUGACGACUCCGAGGGAAUGGAGGAAGAGGAUGAAGAUCCAAGGAUGAUCGAUGACUGGGACGUCGCUGCCGCCAACGAAGCGGCCGUGUACGACGGCCUCGAUGACGACUUCUCGCCCGGGGAGGACUGGACCGGCGAGGAGCUACUUGACGAGGAGGAGGAAGAAGAGGAAGAAGAGCUCGACCACGAGGAAGAGUUCGAGAUGGAGGGCGACAUUCUGCAGAGCCCGUUGAGUGCAGCAGGCCCGGCGGACAGCCCGGGUAGCGCCUUGCCAUCGGACUCCACCUUUAUCGGCUUCCCGGUGCCGGCUCCGAGUUCGGAGACUCCGGCCAUGUCCCCCGCUGCCGUGCAGGUGAAUCGCGGUUCUUUCCCCGUCGCCUCGGCGCUGACGCCGCAAAGGCUGACCUUCGCCCCAGUGGCUGCAAAGGCUCAGCCAGCUCCGUUUCCGGUGCCCGUCUGGGCCCAGACGACGACAAUACGGCCAAGGGCGCAGGUGGUGUCGCAACCCGGUGCUGCAAGCGUGCCGGUGCAGUUCAUGCGGCUGAACCCAACGCGACAGUAG